GUUUGACACGCUGCGUCUAUUCCCUUGAUCGUCUCUGUCAUGAAGAAGAAACGAAAAUAAAUAAUUUUCAACCAAUAAUAAAAAAUAGGGCUUAUUUUGUUCUGUCUCUCUUUUUUUUUUCCCUCACAAACUAUGCUGUAUUUUUUUCUUUUUCUUUUUUUAUUUCUUUUGUAAAGCCAAAAAGACACAGUACACAAGAGUUUUAUUUAUUAUCUGAAUGGAUAGAACAACAGCAGAAAAUGAAGAAGAAUUGUUUUAUGAAGACAAUGAUGACUCUGAUGGCUCUCUUCAAAGUUGGAUAAGUUGGUUUUGUUCAUUGUCAGGCCAUGAAUUUUAUAUUGAAGUUCCCGAGGAAUUUAUCGAAGACGACUUCAAUUUGACUGGUCUAUCAGCUAUUGUUCCUUAUUAUCAAGAAGCCAUUGACAUGAUCUUGGACAUUGAAUCAGAAGAGACACAUGACGAUAAGGACACUGCAAAAGAUAAUAAAAAGAGCUGGGUGGACCCAAAUACGGUAGAACCUUAUGCUAUUAUGCUCUAUGGACUUAUCCAUCAGCGCUAUUUACUCACACGCAACGGACUAAGAGUCAUGGCACAGAGGUAUUCUAAUGAACAUUUUGGAACUUGUCCAAGAGUGUACUGCUACAGGUGUCCGGUCAUUCCUUGUGGUAGAUAUGAUGAAAUCGGUAAAGAGAGUGUCAGACUCUAUUGUCCUUCCUGUCUUGAUCUUUACUGCCCUCCUACUUCAAUACUCCAAACAAUUGAUGGUGCACACUUUGGAACUACAUUCCCUCACCUACUGUUUGAAACCUAUCCGGAUUUAUUACCCAAGAUCAAACCGUACAUUUACCAGCCUCGUAUAUUCGGAUUCAGAGUGCAUGAAAGUUCAAGAUCGGGACCACAGAUGCAGUGGCUAAGAAUGAGAUCACAAGAGUUUGUAGAGUUUGAUGAAGAAUCGGAUGAAGAUGAACUGGACAAGCCAAUGCCUCCAUUGGUGGAUGUGGAUCAGCAUGAUUUAAAGAAAGAGUCUUUACCGGAACAAAAGGAGUCAACUAGCUUUAAUAGUCUAUUUCGACGCUUCUUUUAAUACAUAAUAAUAAUAAUACAAAAAUAUAUAUGCGUUUUUUUUUAAUAUAGAUAAAGCUUCUAUUGCUUGUUUUAUAUGCAAAAAGAAUGAUAUCAUGAUGGGGUUAAUAAGCAAGCAACGAAUUUAUUGAAUAGACGUCAUAUUUUGGU
Rhizopus microsporus ATCC 52813 is the source of this 1233-nucleotide messenger RNA. Its product is annotated as casein kinase II beta subunit. Lineage: Eukaryota; Fungi; Mucoromycota; Mucoromycetes; Mucorales; Rhizopodaceae. The transcript has 4 exons. Bases 218 to 1084 code for a protein of 288 amino acids. Gene Ontology annotation, molecular function: protein kinase regulator activity. Gene Ontology annotation, cellular component: cytoplasm; protein kinase CK2 complex. The record is from RefSeq and is a predicted model, not a curated record.